Aaosphaeria arxii CBS 175.79 is the source of this 1599-nucleotide messenger RNA. RefSeq lists its product as uncharacterized. The record is from RefSeq and is a predicted model, not a curated record. Lineage: Eukaryota; Fungi; Ascomycota; Dothideomycetes; Pleosporales. Bases 59 to 1252 code for a protein of 397 amino acids. The transcript is spliced from 3 exons.
UACGAACACCGCUCAAUCUUUCAAUUAAAAAAUGUCACCUUAAUACUUUCUCUAUACAAUGUCGGCACAUAACGCGCUCCCCUCGAAUCUCGACGAUAGUCCUGACACGCAGCUACACCUUGAAAUACGCGAAUCUAUCGUGCGCUCCCUUGCGACGCGCCGACCGAUCCUCCACCACCUUAACGCCGACACGUCCUGGCUUCUUCAGAUCCCUCGACCUGCUUCCGCUACAAAGCAUGGGUCGCGUAUAUACUAUAAUAUUUUAAUUGACCCCUGGUUUGUGGGUGGGCAAAGCGAUGUCGCCCGUUGGUUCUCACAGCAAUGGCAUAAGGAAGAGAGUGCAGUCAAGAGCGUGAAGGAGGUGGAUGAGCUGUGCCGGCAAAUUGAAGUAUUGGCCGGUGGAAUCAGACAUGGAGGCGCGCCCAAGGGAAGAGGAAGUUUGAGGGGUAGGAGCUCAUUCGGGAGGAAAUCAGAGCUUGGUGCUAAUGCUAUGGACAUCGACCAUUUUAUGGAAGAGAAGACUUUGGUUGAUGCAGUGGCCAUCAGUCAUGAGUUUACGGAUCACUGCCAUAAGGAGACGCUUUUGGAAGUGCAUCCCGAUGUGCCAGUGCUCGCGACAGAACAAGCAGCGAAGCUGAUCCAGUCAUUCUCCCAUUUCCGAACCGUUCUCACGACCCCGACCUUCAGCCCUUCAAACUCGGACUGGCGCGAUCAUUCGCUCUCGCCCCUGCCAGCCUGGCUCUCGAUCUCGCGCCUCACAGCCGCCUCCGACGCCCUAUACUAUCAUUCAGCCCUGCUGAUAGCUUUCUCAACCCAUCCUUUUCUUCCCUCUACGCCAGCAAGGAAGCGCUCUUCCCUCCUCUCCAUCCACGGCGAAGAACCGAGCUCAGAGGGGAUGUCCGGCCAAGAUGCGGCGGAAUGUGUGAUAUAUACACCACAUGGCAUCCAGCACCAGGCGCUAGAAGUCGAUGUGUCGAUAUCUGCCGCUCAACAACUCAAUCUGGGUGCACACAACGGCCUCAAAGCUCAACGCAUAUUACGAGCGAAGUAUUGGAUUGCUACACACGACGAGAUCAAGGUCGGGGGAGGAUUGAUUGGAUGGUUCCUGCGACGAAAGGUAUGGACUGUGGAGGACGCAUUGAAACAGGCCAGGACCGAAGCGAGCGCUCAGGGGGAAGACAUUGAUGGCAGUGAGCUGGAAAACGUACAUUUCGAGGAAGUGGGUAAUGGAGAGAGUCGAGUACUGGAGUGAGGUAUACCAAAUCAAGCGCUGGUUGAUAUACCAAAGAGGAGAUGUUGCAGUAAUAUUUUACAGAUACCCGGGAGUUUGGAGAAAGCGCGACUUACUCACAGUUUUGAAUGAUUUAUUCUCGCACAUUUAGGAGGAUUUUAGAUUUAGUAAGGACACAUUAUUCUUCUGUGCGAAAGAAGAACUCAAGCAUGCUUUGUUUCCAAUAAUAUAUACAAUUGCAGUCUGUUAAAGCUACUCUGCUGGACUCCACCAGUCGCUUUCAACUCACAACGAGGCCUUAGCUGCACCGGUCUUCCCUCUGCCCUCUAAGAACUUAACUGGUACAUCGACGACACAAUCUCUAAGCC